CAAAUUGUGUUGGAAAACCCCUUAGACAUCUUUAAUAUUGAAAUCAAAAUAGAAGAUGUGAAUGACAAUGCUCCCAAAUUUUGGAAAAAUGAAGUGGUGGUGGACAUUCCCGAGACUGUUCCUGAAAGUACGAUAUUCCCCUUGGAAUCAGCUCAAGAUGAGGACCUGGGAGAGAAUAGCAUCCAAAAUUAUACCCUCAGUCACAAUGAGCAUUUUAGGCUUGAAAUACAUAAGAAUGAAGAUGGAAGUAACAAUAUGUAUCUUAUUUUGAAGAAAAUAUUAGAUAGGGAGACGAUGCCACACCUUGAAUUGAUUCUAACUGCUAUUGAUGGAGGAGUGCCCAAGAAAACAGGCACAGUUCAAAUUAAUAUUAAUGUUCUGGAUAAUAAAGAUAACUUUCCUCUGUUUAGUAAGUCUGAAUAUAAGGUAAGAAUAAAGGAAAACAUUCCUAAGGGCACUCUGGUGAUUAAGGUGGAAGCCUCAGAUCUUGAUUUUGGUUCAUAUGCACAGAUCCUCUACUCAUUCCAUCAAAUCCCUGAAAGAAUAAGUAAUUUGUUCUUUUUAAAUGAAAGGACUGGAGAAAUCACUGUUUGCGGACAGAUGGAUUAUGAAAAAGAAAAGAGUUACAGCAUAAACAUCAAAGCAACAGAUGGAGGGGGCCUUUCAGGUCACUGCAAAAUACUGAUAGAGAUUGAAGACGUGAAUGACAACGCCCCAGAAGUGUCCCUCAUAUCUCUGACCAAUAGUUAUUGAAAUUCUUCCCCAGAAACACUGGUGGCCCUCUUUGGUGUCAGAGAUCAAGAUGGAGACCAUGGCAGAACUGCCUGCAACACUGAUGCAAAUCUACCCUUUAUACUAAAACUGACUGAAAACAAUUAUUACCAGCUUGUGACUCAACAGCCAUUGGACAGAGAACAAAUGUCAGAAUAUAACAUCACCAUCACAGCCACUGACCAAGGUUCUCCCAGACUCACUUCAAUGACAGUUAUUAACAUUCAAAUGUCAGAUGUCAACGAUAACCCUCCAAUGUUUGAAAGAUCUUUCCAUGAUUUGCACUUACGAGAAAACAACAUUCCAGGUCUGCUCAUUGGAUCAGUCCAUGCUGUGUAUGUGGACACAGAACAAAAUGCCAAAGUGACCUAUUCACUCUUGCCUGGGAAGGUCAGAGAUGGUCCUGUAUCAUCUUAUGUUUCCAUCAACUCUGAAACUGGGAACCUGUAUGCCAUUCGAUCUAUAGAUUAUGAGGACAUUCAAGAUUUUCAGGUGAUGGUGAGGGCUGUAGACAGGGGCUCUCCUGCACUGAGCUCAGAAACGAUAGUCCGAGUUCACAUCACAGAUGAAAAUGACAACGCCCCCUUCAUCCUCUGCCCACUUCAGAACAGCACUUCUCCAUCAAAUGAUCUUGUUCCCAGGGGAGCAGAGACAGGCUACCUGGUCACCAAAGUGGUUGCAGUGGAUGGAGAUUCUGGUCAAAACUCUUGGCUUUCCUAUGAAUUGCUGAAGGCCACGGACCCUGGACUUUUCAGCAUAGGAGCGCAGAAUGGAAAAGUGAAAACCAGGAGAGCCCUGAAUGAGCGAGACGCAAACAAACAGAGGCUCGUGGUACUAGUCAGAGACAACGGUCUUCCUCCUCAGACCAGCACGGCAUUGCUUAAUGUUCUUCUUGUGGAUGGCUUUUCGGAUCCCUUCCUGAGGAGGGUGGAUGUCAGUGUGCAAGAACCAGAAGAUGAUAAAACGUUGACCAAGUAUUUGGUGAUCUGCUUGGCUGCAGUCUCCUCUGUGUUCCUGGUGUGUAUUGUUGUGUUUAUUGUGAUCCAAGUCCUCAAGAAGGAUCCCCAAAGGAAUUUUACUGCUGCGCCUCCUCACUUCCCAGAUGCCAAUGUUGAUACCCCAGAGAACUGUGCUGAUUCACAGAAUGGGUCACUUUCCAGGACUUACCGUUAUGAUGUUUGUUUGACUGGUGGAUCCUUAAGUAGUGAGUUCCGAUUUCUCAGGCCCCUCAUUCCUGUGUUUUCGGUGGGAGAUGUUCAUGUCCCUGGGAACUGUAGGACUUCUUCUGGCGCCCAAGAUAAACCUGAGCAGUUUGUAGAUAUUGCAGCAACGAAACAGGCCAAAGUUCCUUUGUCUGAAGAUCCUGCUGCCAGAUCUGGAGGCCCAAGUUGCACUGUAAAUCAAGCAAUAGGUGCAAACAUGAACUCUGGUCAAAGUGACUGGCUUUCCUAUCACCUUAUCCUCACAUAUCUAAUCCUUUAUAUCCUGGAGACCCUCAAAGAUCCUUGCAAAAUCCAACUCCGAGCUUGUAGGGCAGCUGAGUACCAUCAGCUUAUUAAUAACAAUAAACUCAAACCUAUGAUUGAUCCUUCUCAGUGGCUUCAUAUUGUAAAGACAAUGGGAGAAACACAGAGUCUGCAGAGUUAUAAAAAGAAGAUCUUCCAAUGCCUUAUCACAAUAUUUGUUUGGAAAGCAAUUUCUGGGAACGUUCAUUAUGUUAUUAAAGAAGAAACACCAAAAGGCUUUUUUGUGGGGAACAUUGCAAUGGAUCUCGGAAUAGAUGGCAAUAAUCUUUCAGAAUAUGGACUACGGAUUGCUACCAGGACAGGUAUGAUUCAAUAUUUUGCCUUGAAUUAUAACAACGGCUAUUUACAAACCUCUGAAAGAAUAGACAGAGAAAAAAUCUGUGGAUGCGCAGAGAACUGUGUUUUAAGUUUUGAGGUUAUUAUUGAGAGCAAAAUAGAGAUUUACAGGGUUGAAGUGGAAAUUACAGAUAUAAAUGAUAAUGUUCCUCAGUUCACACCUGGGAAACAUGAAAUCAAAAUCAGUGAAUUAUCUACUCCUGGAUCCCAAUUUCCUCUACCUGAAGCUCAAGAUCCAGAUCUGGGCAUCAACUCUAUACAGAGAUAUGAACUCACAGGUAGUAGUCAUUUUUCUCUGGAUGUGCAAAUAAAAACAAAUGGUGCCAGACAGGGUGAGCUUGUGCUGAAAAAACAUCUGGAUCGGGAACAGCAAUCAAUUUAUGAUUUAAUCCUUACAGCUAGUGAUGGAGGUGAACCAGUGAAGACUGGAAGUGCUAUAAUCAAAGUCAUUGUUCUGGAUGCAAAUGACAAUGCACCAAUUUUUAGCCAACCUAUCUAUGAAGUCAGCAUUGAGGAAAACACUGUUAAAGGCUUCACAGUUGUUACAGUAAGAGCUACUGAUCUGGAUGAAGGACUCUAUGGAGAGAUAAAUUAUUCAUUCAAAAAAAUCACAAAAGAAGAUUCCAAAAUGUUUACUUUAAAUUCAACAUCUGGUAUAAUAACGAUUAUGGGGAAUCUUGAUUAUGAAGAAUCAUCCUUACAUGAAUUUGAAGUUAAAGCUGAGGAUGGAGGGGGAUUAAGUGAUUGGUCAAAAAUUGUGGUCAUUGUAAUGGAUCUUAAUGACAAUGCACCUGAAGUAACAAUAACCUUUUUCAUCAAUACUUUAUCUGAGAAUUCACCAAGAGGAACAGUUAUUGCCCUCCUUAAUGUACAAGAUGAAGACUCUGGAGUCAAUGGGGAGGUCACAUGCUCAGUUCCCAAUAACUUCCCAUUCCAGUUAAAAAAAUCUCUUACUAACUUCUAUAGGUUGGUGACAUACAAUGAUCUUGACAGGGAACAUAUAUCAGAUUAUAAAAUCAGCAUUACAGCUACUGAUCAUGGAAAUCCACCACUCAGUACAGUCACUGAAAUCUUUCUCCAGAUUCUAGAUGCAAAUGACAACUCUCCACAAUUUGUAGAAUCAAAAUAUACCUCCUACCUUCUAGAAAAUAAUCCAAAAGGAGCCUCGGCCUUUUCCCUCAAAGCAAGUGAUCCAGACUGGGAAGAAAAUGCCAGAAUAACUUACUCCAUUGUUGACAGCCAAAUGAGGGACAUUCCUCUCUCCUCCUACCUCUCCAUUAAUUCUGAGACAGGGACCGUCUAUGCCCUAAGCUCCUUGGAUUAUGAGGAGAUUCGGGAGAUUCAGUUCCAGGUCAAGGCUCAGGAUGGAGGAUCCCCACCGCUCAGCUCUAACGUCUCGGUGACUCUCUUCAUCUUGGACCAGAAUGACAAUGUGCCAGAGAUCCUGUACCCCUCCCCUCCCACUGAUGGCUCAACUGGGAUAGAGCUGGCCCCUCGCUCCUCUGAGCCAGGAUACCUGGUCACUAAAGUAGUGGCAGUAGAUGCAGAUUCUGGCCAGAACGCCUGGCUCUCCUAUCAGCUGAUCAGAGCAACAGAACCGGGGCUCUUCACCCUGGGACUCCACACUGGAGAGAUCAGGACCACUCGGCUGUUUCUGGAGAAAGACGCCCUGAAGCAAAUCCUGGAGGUUUUAGUGAAGGACAAUGGCCAACCGACUCUUUCUGCCUCAGUCACUCUCACUGUUGUUCUGGCUGACAACAUCCCCAAUAUAUUGACUGAACUAAACAGCAAUUCAGUUUCUGGAGAUUCAGAGUCAGAUCUCACAUUUUAUUUAGUAAUUGCAGUGGCUUCAAUCUCCUGUUUGUUCUUUACCUUUCUCUUCAUGCUCUUGGGAGUUAGACUUUUCAAGCGGAAACAUUCCCAGCUAGGUGACAGUGGAAGUAUUACCUGUGGUGUUCCUGUUACACAGUUUCUGGGGAUUGAUGGAGUCCAAUCAUUUCUUCAAUCUUAUUGUCAUGACAUUUCAUUGACUUCAGAAUCUAAGAAAAAUCAGCUUCUUUUUCCAGUUGGAAACUGUACAAGUAUACUGAAACCACAGAAGGCUCCAGAUGAGCCUGAUUCUUUGUUAAUACAAGGUGAUUCUACUCUUACUAAGGAGGAGACCACAAACUAUCAGAACCUCAGAGUGACAGAUAAAACCAUCCCAGUACCAAUUUCAGAUAUCAAUGAUAACCCUCCAGCAUUUGAAAAACCUUCCUAUGUUGCCUACAUUCCCGAGAACAACCCAUCCGGAAUGUCCAUUUUCCAAGUCAAGGCUUUUGACCCAGAUCUGGAUCGUAAUGCCCAAAUCACCUACUCCAUUCUUAACAGCAACGUCAAGGCCCUGCCUCUCUCCUCCUACGUUUCCAUUAACUCUGAGACUGGAACUCUCUAUGCUCAACGAUCGUUUGACUAUGAGCAGUUCAGAGAGUUCCAGAUCCAAGUGCAAGCCCAGGAUGGAGUGAUUUUGGCCAUUAUUAUGAAACUUCAGAGGUCAAGGAACCCCACUUUUCUCCAGUGCUUCAUUCCUGAUUCUCAUUCAAAGACGGGUGCCAUAUUUCCUCCAAAUUAUGAAGAUGGGACUUUGCCUUAUUCUUAUCAGAUCUGUUUAUCCACUGAGUCCAGGAGAAAUGAGCUGACUUUUCUGCAACCCAAUGUCCAAAUAGUGGAAAAUCUCCUUUGCAACAGUAAAUCUGAUACUUGUGUCAUGCUCAAUGGAGAUUGUUACCUAAAUUCUAAAACGGAUUCUGAAGAUAUGAAUAAAGUUGAUGAUAUGGUACUGAAGACAGUGAAUAUGUAA
Python bivittatus (Burmese python) is the source of this 5472-nucleotide messenger RNA. The record is from RefSeq and is a predicted model, not a curated record. NCBI's taxonomy places the organism in Eukaryota, Metazoa, Chordata, Lepidosauria, Squamata, Pythonidae.